CCGUGCUGAAAACACAUUGUUUGCUUCGUGAAUCACUGUGGCUAAAUUAUUUUCCUUUCGAAUUCAGUUUAAAUGAAAUAGCCAUUUUGUAUACAACUAUAAUUGAAAUUAAUUGACAACGCGCUCGCUUGAGAAUCAAAUUGAAAAGCGAUAAAAGUUUAAGAGCACUUUUGAUAAACGGGAUGAUACACACGUUUUUUUCCUCUCUUUCGUGUAGAUUAUGAAAUAAAUAUUACGUCUAUUAUCGGUCAAUUUGAUGUGAAUAUAAUCCACGUAUUAUUGAGUCCUGACAGCAUCGUACAGUGAAUGUGUUAGAGUGAGUGUAACAAUAAAAGCAUCGUCCGGAUCAUAAAUUAUUCGAAUAAACUAUCAAUUGAACGAUGAUAGUUGAAAUUGAGCAUCAUAACAUCUGAACAGUUUCAUACGGAAAAUCAAAAACAAUUUCUGAAUUUUAAGAACCAAAAUACAAACAAACAAAAAGUAUUUUUUUUAAAAAGAGAUAGAAAAUUGGUUUUUGUGGCGUAUUUAAACCGAGUAAAUUUUAACUAGGAAAAAACAACACAUACACAAUAAUAAACGGAACAAUCAAAGUGAUUAAUAAUUUUAGUGCAUUGUUUUGUUGACUUUUUGAAGCAUUUAAAACUAAACAAGAACAACAACAAUAAAAAAUACUUGAAAAAUCGAAGAGCUUGUAUUAUUGCCCUGAAUUUUAAGCUUAAGAUAGAUAAAUCAUACUAUUUAACGAAAUCAUAGGGAAUGAAAGGCCUGUACUAAUCCAAAAAUUACAGUAAUACGUAUAGAAUAAAACAUCAGAUAAAAUAAAAUAAAAAGUGAUUAAAUUGCGAUAUAGAGUGAAAAAAAAACACGAACUAAACCAAAAUAAUUCGGUUAAUUUGCGAUAAAGCGAGAGCCACAAAGUAAAAAAAAGAUUGCAAAUAAAAGUGAUUACAAAAGAAACGCGCCAAUUCGUUGAACAUCAACAUAAAUACGAUAAUCCACAACGUUGUCAUCACAUCAAGUCACAUAUAUGAGUAAUAGUGCAAUGGUUGCCGUGGCUAUUUGUUGUAUACUGGUUUUAUUGGCCGUGUUCAUCAUCAUAAUCAUAGUGGUUGGACAAACGAUUGAAGAGCCCAAGUGAGAUAAGCUUCAGCUGGGGCCCGGAUAUUAUCCAACCGAUGGAUAACACCGGCCUCCAAAACGUUGCUAAUGCACCGUUUACGUGUGUCAAACGUGAUAACAUGCGUUUUUUUAAAAAGAAAAUCAAGACGAAGAAGAAGAAGAAAAAGAAGAGGAAAAUUUAUCAAACGUAUUUUAAUGGUGAUGAAGAAAAGGUAGAUGAUGGUAGUGAUAAAGAUGAUGAUGGCUUCCGUACACGCAUCCAAAUUGAAAUUUACAUUCCAUCAUCACAUUUGUGUGACGGUUGGAUUUUUGGAAUCCGUUCAUCAAAUCGCUCAACAUACUGGAUGCGAUUAGCACAGCAUCAUAGAAUUAUUUGGGUCUUAUUUUGUCAUUUUUCACAUGAAAGCCUUGUGAAAUGCGCAUGAAAUGCGAUGAAAUCUACGGAUCGAAUGUUUUGUUUAACAUUUUCCACGAAAUGUAUUCAUCAAAAGGUGUACGCAUUUAAUCGAUCUCAAUUAGUUUGCAAACGUUGAACAAAUGCCAAAAAGUGAUUCGAUGACAAUAAAAUUGUGCUCCAUUCUUUCUCUUUCUCUCUGUGUGUCUUUCUCAUUCAGCGACGCAAAACACAAAAUAUGUGUACCGAUGAUGUAAUAAAAUAUGCACAAAAUAAUCAAUAUGCAAAUGAUUAAUGUUGAGCCUCACAGAUACAGUACCAGCACAUACAUUAUUCAAAUUGUUAUUCGAUUCAUAUUUGUUUACAUUUAUAUUGUCGAUAUUAUAUAUGGAACAGCCACAAUAAAACAACAACAACAACAUUUUUCGAAUUAUAAUGCCCAUAUCCAAGUGCCACAUUUGUCUUCGGUGAUCGCUUUAACAUCACGGUUCUUACAAUAGUCAUCAAGCCAAAAAAUACAAUCAACAAUAACCAACUCGUGCUCAUACAUCAUAAUAAUAGCAAAGAAGGCGUCAAAAAUGGGCCACAAAUCAAUAGGAACCAUAUUCGACAACAGCCAACCAUCCAACUUAUGACACAUUUUACAAAUGAUACCUACACACACACACACACAUCGGGAAAAUAUUCGCAUGAAGUUUUUCGAUCAUGGAUAGAACAUAAAUAUAACGAACAACAAACAAACAAAGGAAAAAGUUUGACUCAUUUUCGAAUAUGUUACUUUGAUGCGUCAAUCUUUGAAGUGUUGUAAGUUUUGACGGACAACAAUAACAACAGAGUAACAAUGAAGAGGAGAAAAAAAAAGAUGCAACACAUCAUCUACAAAAACAAUGAAACAUUAUUUAACGUCUAUAUCAGUCGGGUUUGAGGAAUGUUCGAAUUGAUGCAUACAAACAUAGUUAAGAAUAAUUGCUGCGCAUCGCAUCCGAACACAACUCUGAUAAACUAUUCAUCUUUCUCACAAAAUAAUGUGCUAUAAAUACGUAUACAUUGGUAUAUGGGGUUAAAAUCGAUGGAGAUUUCAUUCUUAAGCAAAGUUUUACUCUCAAUGGAAGCAUUUACAAUUGAACAUCUAAUCGCAACAUGCAUUUCAUUGCUAAAUAUCAACAUAAUAGAGUUUUCAUUUGUCAUACAUACACAUGAGUAAAUAUCAUGAAUGUGAAAUAAGGAUUGAUUGUUCUCGGUUCUUUCCGCUUGGUAACUAGCAAACAUCGCAUUUGGCUCGUAAUUUCCAGAUUAAUUCAUACAACUACGAUGAAAAUCAAAGAAUGACAAAUGGUCGAACUGAAGACUGAAACUCUCUCUCUCUCUCUCUGAAUUGUAGAAAAAUCGGAAAUAGAACAUCGUAUUCUCUCAUCCCGUCCACGGCUACACUUGCGUACAUCCAAACGAAUCAGUAAAGUAAAAUACAGAAAAAUGAAAUUUAAUAAUGGUAAUUUGAACUAAAAUCAAAGCGAAUCGGAAAUAAAAUCGUGCUUUAUACACGAAGUUAAUGUAUAGCAUGAUGGAAACGGAAAAGCAUGACAUUCUAUAUGAGAUUUGAUGAUGCUAGGAAAAGAUACAUCAACCAAUUUGAAUGAAAGUUCAGCCAAAAUAGUUUUUUUUUCUUGCGAAGAGGAUAGACAAUAAUAGCGAAGACGACGAAUAUGAAGAAACAGAAAACAAAAGGAUCACACACAUAAAUGUGGGUGAUGCACACAAAAUAGUACAUGUAUACAAUCAUUACGCUGAACGAUGUACGAUGUAUUUGUUUUGAUUGAUAUACCAGCAGACUGUCAAGCAUGUGGUAAACAGAAAAAUGGUGCCUGCGGACGUGUUAAGCGAACGGAAAGUAGAAAUGGAUAUACCUGUAUAAAAUCUGACACAAAUUGUUCAUCAUUUUGAAUAACGAAUAAACAACCAUUAUUAUAGCCUCAAAAUAUGGAUUGUAUUUCUUCUUACUCAAUCACUCCAUCUCUCUUUCUAUCUGAGAUUGGAAAUAUUUUGGGCUUCUUGUUCAACGUAUUUAUUAUUGGCAACACGUGAACUAAACGGAUAGACAUUAUUUACACCAAGAUGAUGAUAUUCUCUGUGUACAGAGAUUUGUGUUGUUGUUGCUGCUGCUAUUGAAACCUGCAAACGAAAAAUACCAAACGCGAGUAGAUAAACAAAAAUCACACAAACGAAUGAAGUAAACGAAAGCAAACUGGCAUUUUCGAUCUUAGUUUAUUUACAAUUCACCUGUAUGCAUUCAAUCCGAAACGUUUUCAACCAUAUUCAAAUACAUUCAAACAAAUGACUCAACACACAAAGGUGAAAAUAUUUGCAAAAAUACUGAUACAAAAGGGAGAUAAAAUGAGAGAGAUGCAAAUACACAAAAAAUGCCUGACAUAGAAAAUGGAAAAUUGAGAUAAAUGCCAAAUGCGUGCAAAUACUAAAAAAAAAAAUAUAAACGGAAUCAACGAUGAGCAGAAAAUCGGACGUAAUGACGUGACAGAGAGAAACUGAAAGUGGAGGCUGAUAUAAAACGACAGCUUUCGACUAAUGAAACGAAAACGUCGAGGCAAUUCGAGAAAAAUCAAUACAUAUGACACGAAAAUGUGUGUGUGUGUGUGUGUAAAAGACACGGGACUAAUAAAAACCAUCAUGAUUUAUACGAAUGCUGAAUCGUUUACAGAAUGAUAAUCAAGCAGAGAAGAGAAAAGAGAAAGAAAAUGGAGGGUGACAGAGAUAGUGAUGGAAGAAGCGAAAGUGAUGUUGUCCAACGACGUGAAUAACAGAAAAAUUGCCCAAAAAAUCAAGCUGCGAACAUAAUCACCAUAAAAUUUACAUUUGAAAUCAUCACGCAUACAUUGCUUACGCAAAAGCUCAAAUAUAAUUCAACAUAAAACGGCGGUAUUCAUAAAAACGGACAGAAAGAAAUGAAGAGAGAAAGAGAGAAUGGAAUUAUGGAGAGAAACAAAUAAACAAACUCUUAAAUGAACUACGAUUAAUGAAUGUCCAAUAACCAAUAAACGUACAAAACGCCAGCAAAACAACAAAACAGAAUGUAAUUAGCUUAUAUAUAAAUGUUAUCCUUAACAUUACUCUCAAAGCAAUCUCCAAACAAUAAAACAAAACAAAUAAAAUCCGGGAUAUUAAAAA
This is a messenger RNA of Contarinia nasturtii (swede midge), 4693 nucleotides long. RefSeq lists its product as uncharacterized. The coding region runs from base 1028 to 1138 and encodes 36 amino acids. NCBI's taxonomy places the organism in Eukaryota, Metazoa, Arthropoda, Insecta, Diptera, Cecidomyiidae. The record is from RefSeq and is a predicted model, not a curated record. The transcript is spliced from 2 exons.